GCUUGUUGUGACUUGUAAGCUAGAUUUUUUGCCCAUGGCCUCCCUUCUCUAUCAGAGCCAUAGGCCCCUACACUAAGGCUCCAUUGCCUUCUUGAAUGGUUAAGGAUGAAGAAGAUAAGCCUAAUUUUGAGGAAAUGCAAGAGCUUAUCCAAACUAGGGAGGUCUUCCUCUUAUAGCAGCCUUAGGUCCAAGUCUGUCAGAAACGAGAUCUCGGAGGAGACAACGGACAGUGAGGAUCGCGAGGCUGUGCUCGUGGGCAAUUCUCGGAGGCGAUACAUGAUAAGAUCGAAGCAUCUGAGCCAUCCUCUUCUCAAUGCCUUGAUUGAGAGGUCAAAGAGCAAUGUUGGUGACAUCUCUAUCCCUUGUGAGGUUGUUAUAUUUGAUCAUCUCUUGUGGAUGUUAGAGAAUGCAGACCCCAGCUUGAAUUCUGAAUCUAUGGAAGAACUGGUGGAGCUUUACUCCUGUUGAAGAAUGUGUGAGGGCCCUCUCAAUUUGGCCUUCCCACCUUAGUUUCUACAUUCAAAUUUGAGAUGUAUUGAAGGAUACUUCAAAGGUAAAAUGCAAUGUAAUGCAUGAAAACCGUAAUGAGCAUUUUUCUAUUGGUUAUAGUGGUAUAAUUCCCUGUUUCCGAUCUUUGUGUGAGAGAGAGAGAGGUGAUCCAAUACAAGUGUUUGCUAAA
This is a messenger RNA of Amborella trichopoda, 679 nucleotides long. RefSeq names its product auxin-responsive protein SAUR76. Gene Ontology annotation, biological process: response to auxin. Lineage: Eukaryota; Viridiplantae; Streptophyta; Magnoliopsida; Amborellales; Amborellaceae. The record is from RefSeq and is a predicted model, not a curated record.